GAGAGAGAGAGAGAGAGAGUGAUAGUUAAGCUCACAUGAGAGGAAGUGCAAGACACAGAAAAGUCAGAGGGAGCCCGUUGUAUCAAGCAGUUGACUGUGACUACCUCUGUCAGUGCACAGCCAGGCUCCAGCGUUGAAGCAACACUCCCCUGUCAAAGCAGGAUCUAUCUUCUCCCCAAGCCUCCAAGCCUGUCCGACUGCUGCCUCUGUGAUUCACUGGACUGCUGUGGGAGCACGGAGGGACCUCUCACUGGAUGUCAUCACCCAAAACUGUGGAUGUGAUCAUCAGCAAUCAGGUUUCAUUAUCCAUACAUGGGGAGAAGCCCAUGGACCUAAGUGUGACCCAGCGGCUGUUACAUCCAGGCCCAGAUUCGGCCAUGCUGGCCCCUCGCCCUCCCUUCUUCCUGGGACACCUCACCUCUCAGCAUUGUUCCCAGUUUUCCCAGCAGCACUUGCAGUAUAACAUUGAACUAAGGCAAAGAGAGAUGGAGGAGGGGAAAAGAGAAGAGCUACAACAGCUGAUACGAAAGAGUAAAAAUGAGCAGAGUGCUGUAGCCAGUCCUCUGGUAAGGCAGAAACUUCGGGAACACAUAAUUAUGAAGAGCCAGCCCACCCAUGACAGGGUUACUUCCAACCACAGCAGUCCCACACCAGGAUACAGGCUCCCGGUUCCUGACAUGUCCACAAAGCCUCAGCCUACACCCUGUGACCAGCGUAAAGACCUCGCCCUGCGCAGGACAGUCUCUGAGCCCACUCUGAAGUGGAAGUUAAAGAAGCUCAUCAGUACAAGGCCAAACCCACUGCAGCGUAAGAUCAGUGCCCCUCCAGCUGUUAAGCACAGGACAGAAACUCUAGACUCUUCCCCCAGCAGCACCCCAGCAUCAGAGUGCAGCUCACCCAACGACAGCCUCCAUUCGGAUAAUGUGGCCCUCCCACUGGCUCAUGAGGCACAGAGGUUGCUGCUGAAGGAUGGUAGUUUGGCCCAUUUCACUUUGCCCCGCAACCCCACUGCUAUGCCCAACAUCACUGCUGGACUUCCUGCACAGGCUGACCUGCGAGUAGCAAGGCCGUUGUCAGUAUCUGCUCUGCAUCAGGUCUACCUGCCUCUGGAAGGAAGCAGUCCAGCCCUGGCUCAGCGCCUGCAGCCUGUGCUCAUACUGGAACCACAAACCGGACUGGUGCACUCCCAACUUGUCUCUCUUGAUGGUUUGAGCUCCAUUCCUCUGCAGCAGCAGCAGCAGCAGCAGCAGCGUCACCUGUCCAGGAGAGAAGGCGUAGUUACCUUGCCCUACCACAGACCCCUAGAGCGAACACGCUCAGAGCCUCCACCCUACAGCCACUCACCCCUUACUCUGCAUGCCAGCCAUCACUCACACACUCAGCACUACCUACCCCAGCAAUACCACAAGACCGGGCUGGAGAGGUUCAAGCAGAAUGCACAGCUGAGCAAGCCAACAAGCAAGUCCAUUAAGAAGCCUCGUCUGACACAGAUCCCAUCGGAGGACAUGGACCUGGAGGAGAUUGGAUCAGGAUCUGGUUCGGGGCCAGGAUCCAUGUGCGGAUCAGAACCGGGCUCAGUGUGCGAAGACAGCUACCACAGGAGACAGAGCACUGCCAGCACAGACUCAGUUUAUGACACAGAGUCCACUACCUCUUCAAGGGAGAGCUUGAUCGAGCCCUCACAGACCCAGAGGCAGGUGAUCCUUAGACCAGGUUUCCAGCUGGACCCCCCGGGUGUGCCUGCCCUAAUUUGGCCUCACCAGCCUCUGGUUCGGACCCAGUCCUCCCCAGCCUCCACCUCCCUGCCUCCUCCUUCACAUCCACCCACUACCAUACCUUCCCUGUCACUGUCCAGCCCUGCUGCAGACAUCCAGCUACGCUUCACCACAGGUCUUGUUUAUGAUGCUCAGAUGCAGAAGCACCAGUGUACCUGUGGGGACAACAGCCGCCACCCUGAGCAUGCUGGGAGGGUCCAGAGCAUCUGGUCCAGACUGCAUGAAAGAGGUCUCAGGAGCCAGUGUGAGCGUAUCCGCAGUAGGAAGGCCACUCUAGAAGAGCUGCAGUCAGUCCAUUCAGAGAAACAUGUGCUGCUGUUUGGUACCAACCCGCUCAACCGCCUCAAGCUGGACAACCGCAAGCUGGCUGGAAUCUUAUCUCAACGGAUUUUUGUGAUGUUACCAUGUGGAGGUGUUGGGGUAGAUAUCGAUACAAUCUGGAAUGAACUUCACACAUCAGCAGCUUCACGUAUUGCUGCAGGAUGUGUCACAGACCUGGCACUGAAGGUGGCACAAGGAGAGCUGAAGAAUGGCUUUGCAGUGGUGAGGCCCCCUGGACACCAUGCAAACCACUCCUCCCCUCUGGGCUUCUGUUUCUUCAACUCUGUGGCCAUCGCUGCCAAACAGCUCCAACACAAACUCAACGUCAGCAAGAUCCUCAUCGUGGACUGGGAUGUUCACCAUGGCAACGGCACCCAGGAAGCCUUCUAUAAUGACCCGAGUGUGCUGUACAUCUCUCUACAUCGCUAUGACGAUGGCAACUUCUUUCCUGGUAGUGGACAUCCCAGUGAGGUGGGUGCAGGUGCAGGCGAGGGCUUCAAUGUAAAUGUAGGAUGGACAGGGGGUUUGAACCCUCCCAUAGGUGAUGCCGAAUACUUGGCUGCAUUCAGAGCCGUGGUGAUGCCCAUUGCCCACGAGUUUUCCCCAGAUGUGGUGCUGGUGUCAGCUGGCUUCGAUGCUGUCGAAGGACAUUCGUCAUCACUGGGAGGCUACAAGGUCACGGCCAAGUGUUUUGGCUUCCUGACCCGUCAGCUGAUGUCAUUGGCCGGGGGUCGGGUGGUCCUGGCUCUGGAGGGGGGACAUGACCUCAAGGCCAUCUGUGAUGCCUCUGAAGCCUGCGUCAGCGCCUUGCUGGGCAUGGAGGUGGAGCCUCUGUCCCAGUCUGUGUUAGACCAGAAGCCUUGUGAAAAUGCUGUCCAGUCGCUGCAGAGAGUCAUCCAGGUUCAGGGUGAGUACUGGCAGAGUGUGAAGGAUUCAGCCGCCACAGUGGAUCUUUCCUACCUGCAGGCGCAGAGACGACGGCUGAGACGAGACUCGGACAGCGAGGCCAUCAGCGCCAUCGCCUCGCUGUCGAUGGGAGCUAUCGCAUCUGACAAGAAGCAGCCAGAAAAACUGACAGACAAAGGUGCUUCUCACUGAAGAAAGAGUCUCCUGACAGUUGCCUUCAACCAAGUCUCAAAGGAAACACACAUACACACACACACAAAGCAACGCAUUUGGACCAUCACUGGAAGCAGAUGUCCUCCUCAGUUUGACCACUGUAUUCAUCACCUCACAAAAACUCCUCCACCUGCAUUACUACUGGCUGCAGUCUGACCACUCUGAUUCAAACACACACUGAGGAACAACAUUCAUAUUCUCAUGACGCCUCGACAGGCUUCUCCUGAAGGGGACAUCGAUCUCUGAACUGAGAAAAAGUUGAAAAGAAAGACAUCCAGAGGCAGAUUAACGAUCUUCACUCUCUUGUAGCAUUGGGAGCUAAUAGCAUGACGUAGCAUGAACACACACUUGACAAAGCGCAGCUCUGCAACUUUAAACAUUCACCUCCCACAAGACCAGCGAGAGACCGCUCGGACUGUUGUAACCUUGAAGCCGGGGUCAGAGGUCACCUCGGCUUACUGGAGCCAAUCACUCAGAGCGGAAGGAGUCGUCCCUGCAGGACGUGCUGGUGAAGGAGAGCAGACAUACCCUCUGCACUUAAAGCGCGUCCCGCUAUGAUGAUGUCAUUUGUCUGCAUGUGACAAAGAUCCAAUGAAGGAAAAGUUUCUGAUGGUUUUGCACUGUACCGUUCUGUAAUGUGAAAUGGACAAGAUGGAAGAGAUGCAGCCACAUCGGCCAUGUUGACAGUCAAACAUCUUGUUUGGUCACAUUUUUAGCUUAUUUGAAUUCAUUUGACCUAUGGCACACAUUUUUGUGAAUGUCAGUACGAGAUCCAGUAAGAGUGAAGCUACAGUGAAGUCUGAGAUACAUGUGUUUUAUAUUGUUUUGUAUGUCCACAUAUUUUCUUAAAUCUUUUUUUUUUUUUGUCUUGGCCUGUCGGGCGAGCAUAUGCAGCAAGACUGUGCAUCGCUGCAAUUAUUGUUAGAAGACACAGCAGUCUUUGAUGAAGUGCAUCUUAAAUGUGUAGACAUACUGUAGUUUGUAUCAGUGGCAUUAGUCACAAUGAAGAGCUAAUACCUCUAGUCAUUGGAGUAUCAAUAUCAUGGGGGAAAGUAAUCACUUUGAAAGGUUCCUGAAAGAGAUUCUUUACACGUCAGCAAAGACAGAAGUCACCCAUGAUGCCUCAGUGCAGCAGACCACUCAGAAAUGAUUGUUAAUGUUACAAUGCAGAUCACACCUUCUCUGUCAGGAGAUGGAUUUUUAACAUUUUGGAUGAGACUCAUCCAAAGACUUUAUGACAAUCACACACUUACAGUGCCCUCAGGAAGGGAGGAUCAGAAUGACUUGGGUCUUAAAAUCUGAACAUUGAUCAUAUGUGUUAAGUGGACCAGUGUUUCUACCUGUGGAUGAGCAUUCCUGCUGUAUUUAGUAAAUGUAUUUUAUAGUUUCAUUUCUUCCAUAACAAGGACCAACUGAUGUGUCCUUUGUUCAUCAUUGACGUAGCGUUCGUCUGGGACGUUUUGCUCCCCGGACCAAACAGCGACAUUUUAGCAGUUAGUACUUUAAUAAUACUGAGAUAGUUGAAUAUCCACACAGUGCAAUUGGACACAGGACAAGCGCAACCAAAGUUUAUGAGAACAAUGUGCCGUCCCUGGACUGGCAUGGCUUAAAGAACUUCAAAGAUUUUGAAGAGUUUGUGAAUGUUUCUUUUUUCUAUCCAAACAGUUGAACAGAACCAAAAGCACAGGAUGGAUAUAUAAACAAAUUCAUUUCUCAAAAAAAAAAAACUACAUGACUUCUAUUUAUACAUUCAGAUUCUGUGUCUUUGAAGUGCUCUUUGCAUGUCUAACACAAUUUUGACAGUGCUAUGGAUUAUUUUUUUAAACACAGUUUGUUUGCUUUCUUUCUUUCUUUAUGUUGCAUUGUGUAUGCAACUCAAAACCUGUCAAAUCUGUGUUAAUGUAAUGAAAAUGUGAAAACAAAUGACGGUGAGAGAGCGCAGAGCAGUUUCAGCUGCAUAUCAUGUAGGACAGUCCAACAGAGAGUGUAGCUUUAUGUGGUUUUACAAGAACAUUCAUGACAGUGACCUGACAUAUCUAAUGUCUUAUCUUUUGUCUUAAUUAAUGCAAAUGACUUAUUUUUGUAUUUGAUAUCAAAAAUGAAAUCUGUGCGGGCGUACUUAGAGACCAAAUUAUCAGCCCGUGUGCCUUAAAGUAUCAUGCUGACCAACCUGUGUGAAGGUAGCCUUAACAAACUGGAUCUUAAUUAAAACUGCAGGCAAAGUCCAGUUUUCUCAUUACUGACUCUGAUUUUGUUUCUGUACAGUGUACAUAAUGACUUUGUUUUGGAUUUUUGUCUGCCUUUGUCUUUUCUACUAUUUUUGUUUCCAAAAAAAAUCCUUAAUAAAGGUAAAUUAUAUACA
This is a messenger RNA of Siniperca chuatsi (mandarin fish), 5577 nucleotides long. Its product is annotated as histone deacetylase 7-like. Gene Ontology annotation, cellular component: histone deacetylase complex. Gene Ontology annotation, biological process: negative regulation of transcription by RNA polymerase II; chromatin organization. The transcript is spliced from 25 exons. Bases 255 to 3194 code for a protein of 979 amino acids. Lineage: Eukaryota; Metazoa; Chordata; Actinopteri; Centrarchiformes; Sinipercidae. The record is from RefSeq and is a predicted model, not a curated record. Gene Ontology annotation, molecular function: histone deacetylase activity.